GGGAAUCGAGAAAAAGAAAAAUCGAGAAUUUAUGUUUCUUUUUAUUUAAAAUAUUAAGUGAACUUAUAAUAACCAAAAAUUAUUAAAACGUUUCCGGCUAUUUAAUCUGUGUACAAAAUUUAAGUGAAAAAAGUCUACUUUUGUGAGUAAAAUCAUGAAAAAGACAAGUCUCCUUUGAGAUUGCAUAUUUUUGGGGAUCCACCAUGUUAAAAUCUUAUAAUUUCUCUCGCCCUCCCCCCACCUUUACCAAUGGACAUUUUCCAAAAAGUUUAUCUCUUUCAUUUUUAUAAGAAAAACAAAAGUGAUGAGAUGACAAACAGAAAAAUACAAUAUUGUGUGAAAGAGACUAAAAAGCUACGAUGAUUAUCCACAUGUGGAUUCACUCUCACCCACCACGGUGAAAACUUUCAAAAAGAGACAGUUCAAUGAAAACAAACAAUUCAAUAUGAGACAAAUAAUAUUAUUUUCACCGAACCUUAUACGUGUUCUCUCCUCGCACUCACAUGCGUUCGCUGUGAAUGCCCGAGUGAGAUAAUAUAACUACGCACACUAAAUCUGACACAAAACACUGCAAUUUACCGUGUCGUCUGAUUCGACUAGUCUGACUGACACUGACGGUCUACUGUGAAUGCUGAAUAGCAAUAGACAAUCGAGUUGAGAUAGAGUGUUGAAUUUAAAUGAAAGCGGAAUUUCGUAUCGUUGCUCCUUCCUGCUGAUUUUGUGAAUCUCUUGCAUUAAUUUUAUACAAAUUUCGAUGUGCAAUGCAAAUUUAAAAUAAAGACCAACCUGCUAUUAAUAGAAUAUUUAACCUAAAGUUUAAAUAUUUUGUCAAAAGUGCGACUUAAAAGCUGAGUCAAACAAAAAGAGCUGACAAAAAAAAAAAACAAACAUUUUUGUGUGUGCAUUCGAUGUAAGACAUUAAAAGAACUUUGUACAAUUUUUGACCAUUGAACGAAAUCAAGAUCAAAUAUCAACACCAACCUACACCCUCGACAGGAAAUGAUAAAAUUCUAUUUCUAACAACAUUCGAAAACAGCACCAAAAUUGACAAAUAGCCCGAAAACCUCUGUUGGUUGACAAAAAUAAAAACAAUCUUCAAAAUACCAACCCGAAAAUCUUUCCUGGAAAUACAAACUAGCGCCAACGUUGUUGUUCGGGAACGCAAUGUCAAUGUCGAAAUCACCCGACACAGCACAACAAAUAAAAAAUAUAGUUUCGGUUUUUCGUGCGCUAGUCACAUCCCGCAAACAACCAUGUACGUUACGUGAAAUUCUUCGAGAGUAUCCUGAAGUUGAGAGCAGACCCAUCUAUCCCAACCAACUUGGAUAUAAAUCUAUUGAAGAACUUCUCCGCGAGAGUGGGGAAUUUGUGCUUACAAAACUAGGUGGGGAGACAUGCAUCGCUGCUAAGUUCAGCAAGAACUCUUCGCAUAUUGCCUCAUUGGUGCGUGGACAGAAGAGUAGUGGCAAGUCGAACAAGGCAAUCAAGAAGGCACAAAUACGACAACCCUCACGCCCAUCUGAUCAGAGUUGGAAUAAAAGUUCUUACUCAUCGAAUGUUUAUCAGAAGUUGCCCCCGACUUUAAAUAGAUUUAUCCAGUCGCAAAAUGCAAUGAACGGCUAUGGUGAUAGCAACAACAAUACGAAUCAAGUAAAUAAUCGAAACAACGCACAUCAGUAUCAACAGAAGCAGCAAGGGAACGCUAGCAAUUACAAUAACAAUCGACAACAAAACCAGCAGCAGCAAGCUCCGUGCGGUGGACAAAAGGAUUUGCGAGAUAAGUUGAAAGGUGGACAGAAAGACUUGCGUGAAAAGCUGAACACUAAAAAGGAUCCUAAAAUGAUGCCAAACAACAAGCCGGUGCAGCAGCAGCAGCAGCAGCAGCAGCAACAGCAACAACCGAAUCAAGAUCUUAGAGAAAGACUGAAUAUGAAACAAAAUCAACAAUCUGCGCAAAACAACUCCCAGCACUCUCAGCAUCACCAAUUUCACCAACAACAACAGCAACAGCAGUCCAACAAAGAUAAAAUCAGUCCACGUGCAAUACUCGGCCAGAACAAUAACGCCAACGGAGCUCCGAACUAUGCUAAACAACAGCCAGCGAUUUCGUCUGCACAUUUGCAAAAUAGUAAUGCAAUUGCUUUAGCUUCUACCAUGAUAUUGGCACAAAGGCAGCAAAUGGUGAUUCAACAGCAUUUGCAGCAAGCAAAUCGUCAGCAAUCUCAACAGCCAUACCAACACCCAACUCAACGCUUGCCACAACAACAACAGCGACCCCAACAACAACAGCAACAGCAAACUCAUCAGCAUCCGGAUCAAAAAAGAUAUCAGCCGCCACACCAUCAACAACAACAACAACAUCAGCAACAGAAGCCUAAUCAGCAACUAUCUGCUUCCAAUUACCAAAACCAAAACAAGCAGCAGCAACAACAUGUCGUAACGCUAGGGCCAAGUGUUCCCGGAAAGAAUUCCGUUCAAGAUAGACUGAAGAUAAAGAUAAGCAAUAAUAUGUGCAAAACGAAUAAUAACAAUUUUAAUUCGAAUGGCGGAGGAAGUACCGCAAAUACACCAGACUCAUCGCCAGGUCUAUCGUCUGCUGGCUCGGACCAACCGAGUCCAUUUGGCGAUCGAAAAUCAAAUGUGAUAAAGAACGAAACUCAAGAGACUCAACAAAUAAUUCCGCCAAAAGUUUUCCAAUUCAAUCCAAAACUCGAUCCCGUGACAUCACUCUCACAGUACUGUGUAGUUCGGCGGUGUGCGCAACCCGAAUACACAUUCUUCCGAUCGAAGUUUUCCAAGCUAUUCCAGUGUCAUGUCCUAGUCAAUGAAAGUAUUUACUCUACAUACCCAAAUGAGUACCCCAAUGAGAAUUUGGCCAAGUUCUCGUGUGCCGGUAUGGCAAUUGAGGAGAUAAAAAUACAGGAGAGCCGUCGUCAUUUGCCUGUAUGUCCUGACAGCGAUCAGGAUUUGACAGCAAAGAUUUACCAGGAACUAAAAUCUCAUCCACAUGGUAUCUUUGCUAAAAAUCUGCCAGAAUGGUUUGAGAGCACAUUCAAACAACUUCUGCCUGAUCAUUGGUGGUCUUUGAUCGAGGGCUCCAAACAAUUCCUGACUGAAACCUCUACACGUGAUAGUCUGAUUAUAUUUUCGAAUAAUGACUUCGAGGCUGGAGAUGACGAUGAACCCGAAGUGGAAUCGUACACGCUUGAAUCGAUCAAACUGCCUUGGGCAGAGAAGUACUGGAAUCUGUACAUAACACAUUGCGUAUCGACUACUGAGAUUUGGGCCCGUCUCUUUGGCAAGGAAUACAGUGACGAGUUUGAUAAUCUCAUGAACGAGAUCGAUAUGCACAUGCUGACCGACAAGACCCGACCGGUGUCGGUAGCCUGCAAACAGAUCUAUUUGGUGUGCAUUGCAGAAUGUUGGCAUCGAGUGCGUCUGGAAGAAGUGGAUAAAUUAAAUGCCAUUGGACAGUGCUUCUUUAUUGACUUCGGCGACGAAGACUGGGUGCCGGUCAGUCAGUUGUAUAUAUGUGAAAAGAAGUUCCUGAAAUUGGCGCCGCAAGCAGUUUCCUUUAGUUUGUUUGGCUUGGAAGACUUUGCUGGCAAUCCCAAUGCCAAGCGGCACCUAGACGCCAUGCUUGCUAGCAAAAGUGUUGUGGGAGAGAUACUAACCAAGGAGGAGAUCUAUGCAGCCGGGAACGCAGAGGGAAGUGUGGUUAACAUUCAAGUUGUCCUCUACGAUACAUCUUCUCAGGAAGAUGUGAAUCUGAAUCCGUUGGUUCUUCAUCAAAUCUGCAAUGAUACACCCCCACCAGAAAUCAAACGAACAGGUCUAACAACUGUCCUAAUAACCCACAUCACCGAUACUGGAGACGUUUUUCUGCAGGUCCGAAAUUCCGAGUUACAAUAUGUUCAGAAACUCAUUAAUCAACUUAUUGAAUCAAAGUUCAAAAAAGACCAGCAUAAAGUUACUCGAGCUGAUGUUAAGAGUUCCACUAUGUUUUUAAUUUGUGAUAAAACCACUAAUCAAUGGUAUCGUGGAGUAUUAGCUAACUCAAGCAAUUCACAGUUGGAAGAAGAUGAAUUUGAUAUUUUUUACAUUGACUAUGGUAUGACAAAGAAGACUAAUAUUUCGAACAUGUUCCAAUUGGAAUCGCUGAGUACUGCGCUGAGCAAAUUUCCUCGCCAGGGAAUCAAAGCAAGGCUUGAUAAUAUUCCUGCUACAAGUCCGGCUAUUAUAGCGAGAAUGCGAGGUCUUUUGCCUGCUGAUUCAAGAGCGUUGGUCAAAAUCGGUACGCCAAGUUCGAUACCGUUGGUUAUUGUCUACAAACGUUUUGAAGGCAGUGAGGCCCUUUGCAAUGUUAACGAAGUUAUUCGAAUUGAGCAGGAAUUAGAAAGUUCAUCAUCUGACCUUUUAGAUGAUAGUCUUACAAUUUCUCUUAAUGAUGGUAAAAGUAGCAGUGGAGGUGGAAGUAGUCUACAAUCUCCUGGUGCAAAUUCGCGCAAUAAUUCAUCAGUUGAUUUGCAACAAACUUUUCGAAAUCUCACAACUAAAACGAAUUCUGUGCCAAGUUCACCACAAAAAAGUGAUUACAUGCUUAAAUUGAAAAGCUACGAAGAUGUGCCAAAUGUUGGAGAAUUUAUGGAUGUGCGUGUCACUAUGUCCGCGAAUCCACUUAAUUUUGUGGUUCAACCAUAUAAAGAUUUUCCAGAGCUACGCAAGCUUAUGAAAGAUCUACAAGAAUAUUGCGAAAACAAUGAUGAGUUUAUUCCUGUUGAUAUGGUGGAAAUCGGACAAGUUUAUGCUGGCAAAAAUAAGGAUGGUUUCUUUCACAGAGUAAUUGUCGUAAACAAAUAUGAAGACAUGAUUCAUGUAAGCUUUUGUGACUUUGGAGAUGUCGACAUUCUGAGAUGCGAUCAGCUAAAGACACUUCCAGGCAAGUUCCGACAGCUUCCCAAACAAGCCAUCCAAGCGAAAUUAUACGGUAUUACACCACGUAAUGUUGAUUGGGCUCUAGAAGAUUGUUUACGCUUCCGUGAGCUUACAGUCGGUCAAAAGUUCGUCUCGGUUAUCAAAAGAAUAAGUGACGGUGACAAAAUUAGUCCAGAUACUCGAAUACUCGAGUUGGAUCUAAUCGAUGUCCAAACCGAUGAGGAUAUUUUUAUUAGAGAUAUUUUAAUAAAUGAAAAACGUGCCAUUGAGGCAAACGACAAUGGAAAAGGCGAAUAAAUAAAUUAUAGAGCGCUUAGAAAAAGUCGAAGAUUACAUAAUGAUAAAGGUGCUCGCUUCUUUUUGACAAAAAAAAAGAGAAUAUUUAUGUUUAUAUCAAUAAAUAUUUAUUUAAUUUGCCGGAAUAUCCAUUCAAAUAAGAAGAUCCCCUGAUAUACACAAAGCACGCAUUCACGCAUGUUGACCGUCGUGUCAUGUCGUGUUUAAUGCGUAAUUGCGUAUAAAUCGCAUUUUCUUGAACGAAUCUUAUAUAAUAAACUAUAUAUGUCUAUAAAUAUAUACUUACAUUAUAUACAUAGGAAAUACAUAUAUAAAAAUAUUAUCGACCUAUUUUUUAUGAAUUUGAAUUUUAAGUAAUUUAUUGCAUUAUAUAAAUAAUUAAAAUAAAAUAUAUAACCCCGUUUUGUUACGUAAUUACGAAAGAAUCAAAAUACUCUUAUUUUGAAUUGACUUUAGAGAAUAAUGUUGCUUUUUAUUAAUUUAGAAAGAAAAUGAGUUUUUGUAAAUCAAUUAUUGUUUUUUUUUUUUAAUUUUUAUUUAAAUAAAUCAGAUAAAAAUUACAUUCCGCUGAAAAUAAUAAAACACAAUCCACUCGAAGAUGGUAGUGUCUGAUUUAUUUACUAGUUAGUUUAUUUAUAUAAAUAAUUGUUUAUUUUAUUAAUUAAGAAAACGAAAUGAUAUUUUAUAUACAUACACUACUACACACUAAACACUAAAAACAUAUACAUUUGAAGAAAUUAGUGUUAGACUCAUGUGAAAAUUUAAAAUGUCUGCUUAGAAAAAACAAUCUUUAUUGCUUAAAAAGAUGUAUGUUUAUCACUGUUAAAGUAAAAACACAAAAAAAGAAUAUAAACUUAACAAAUAAAAUGCAAAAAAAAACUUAAACAAACAUA
Eupeodes corollae is the source of this 6125-nucleotide messenger RNA. It is a transcript of the gene tapas, whose product is annotated as tudor domain-containing protein 7B. The record is from RefSeq and is a predicted model, not a curated record. NCBI's taxonomy places the organism in Eukaryota, Metazoa, Arthropoda, Insecta, Diptera, Syrphidae. Gene Ontology annotation, biological process: spermatogenesis. The transcript has 10 exons. The coding region runs from base 1165 to 5232 and encodes 1355 amino acids.